This is a messenger RNA of Schizophyllum commune H4-8, 2257 nucleotides long. RefSeq names its product WD40 repeat-like protein. NCBI's taxonomy places the organism in Eukaryota, Fungi, Basidiomycota, Agaricomycetes, Agaricales, Schizophyllaceae. The record is from RefSeq and is a predicted model, not a curated record. Gene Ontology annotation, molecular function: protein binding. The transcript has 9 exons. Bases 169 to 2067 code for a protein of 632 amino acids.
CGUCGCGCGUUGUCUCCGCUUCCACCAGGCAACGACCAGCACCCUGUUGCUCGUCCCCUCCGUUGAUCCUUAUCCCCAGCGCUGAACGAAGUCGUGCAGCCUACCCCUAAACUCCCUUUCUGACUUGCUGCCCUCCACACAGCCACUCUGGAAGCUUGAAGUCUCGAGAUGAUCAACACACCAAUAAGCGCUGCGCGCGUUCUGAACGAGGUGGCCUCGCCGGCGGACACGCGCAACGGCGGGAACGACAGUGGUCAAGCUGGCCUACGCACCGAUCCUCAGAGUCUGGCUCGUAGUUCUGUGCCACCCGCGGACGUGGACGUCCUAGCAGGAAACUUGGAUCGCCUAUCCUUGCAAGCUUCAGAGGAUCUGGUAUACAAUUUACUGUUGUCCCUACCACGGAAUCGACUAGCAUCGUUACAACGUCGUAUCCUACCCUUGCUCCAAUUCGAUCUAGUCGCGUCUCUUCCAACCGAGAUCGCUCUGCAAAUAUUCGCACUCCUUCCCGCUGAGGCGCUCGACAGUUGCUCUCGCGUCUCUCGUCGAUGGCGCGCUCUAGCCUGCGACCAGACGAUCUGGAAGAACCUUUGCGACGAGCGUGACUGGAAAUGGUGCACACCUACAACAAACGAGAUACCACCACAGCGCUGUGUGGAACAAGAUGACGAGGGCAUGGGCGACGAGGAAGACGAGGGCGCCGUCGCGCAUGAAAGUGUAGGAAGCGCAGUGGAUACGAGCGUAGUCGCCGAACGCAGUUAUCUCGAGCUUGACUCCGGAUACGUGUCAUUUUCGACUGGAGACAUAGCGUCCACCCGGAUUGCAGGCGACCCCAACGACGGUUCUAGCAACAGAACCCGUACAGAUAAUCCACCGUCUACGCCACCCGUAGCCUCAUUCCAGCCUACCCACUUGGCAUGCGCUCCCCCAUCCCUAGCGCCCGAUUACAGACUACUUCAUCGCACUCACACGAAGCUCAUCAAGCGCUUCAGAGCUGGCUCUUACCGCCGAACCGUCCUCCAGGGUCCUCAAGGCCACUCUAACACUAUCUACUGUCUCCAACUUCACACUUACCCGGCUACCAGCUCGAUAGGCAGUCGACAGGUCCUCUUCACCGGCUCACGAGACCGCACGGUGCGAGAAUGGGACCUUGCUUCUGGGUCCGUCACUCGUGUCAUCAGCGGUGUGCACACCUCAUCCGUUCUAUCUCUUUGCGUCCGCGAAGUGAAAGUCGAUGGACAAUCCAUCACGUACCUGGCUACUGCUGGCAGUGACUGUCGCGUAGCGCUCUACAACCUGUCGGAGGACCGUGAUGUAUGUCAGAUACAGGAUCACGAAGACAGCGUCCUCUGCGUGCGCUUCGAUGACAAGAGACUGGUGACAUGCUCGAAAGAUCAUACAAUUCGAACGUACAGCUUUCCUGACCUACAACCUCUAUAUACCCUUCUCGACCAUCGUGCCGCCGUGAACGCCGUAGCACUCUGUGGCAACCUCAUUGUCUCUGGCUCCGGCGACCGCUCGGUCAGACUAUGGAACGCGGAGUCCGGGCAGCUGCUGCGGACCUUCGAGAACCACCAUCACCGCGGAAUCGCGUCAAUCGACUUCAAGCUUCCUUACGUGCUGUCCGGGUCCUCCGACAAACACCUGAGGUUGUUCGACGUCUUGAACGCAUCGGGUUGGUCGACGUGCCCCCCGGAACCCGCGGGCACAUCGCUGACAGCCGAGACGCCUGGGAUCCCAUCGCCCGAUACGCCCACCACCACGUCCAUGCGUCAGGUCGCUUGCCCUACGUGCGGCGCGACGGUGGCUCUGCGCGGAGGUCAACAUGACGAUCUUGUGCGAAGUGUUGCGCUUGGCAGCGAAUUUGUGGUGAGCGGGAGCUAUGACUUGACUAUCAAGGUCUGGGAAAGAGCCACGGGCACGCUCGUGGCCGACCUCAAGGGUGGUCACACCGGACGUAUAUUCUGCGUCGCUUUCGAUCCCACCAAGAUCGUGUCAUGCGGGGAAGAUCAGCGGAUAUGCAUCUGGAAUUUCUCCCACGGCAUCGAUACGAGCUUCAUACAAAUUUAAACCGUGGAAUUACUGCUGUGUGCUCUUAGAACCUCCAUAAAUAACGCUUUUGUUGCUUAGAUGAACAAGGUCACACUCUGUUGGGCUGAGAUAUAGGGUACGACUUACCGCAAACCGAUAGCUUGAAACAGUUGCUCGAGGCGCCGGCGAUGUCAGUAUACCAGACAGUGAGAAUAGGGCUUGGUACCAC